AUGCCUUGUACUGCUUGCGCUUCUCGGAGCUUAAUAUGCAAAAUAAUGAAUAAUGCAAAGUAUUAUUCUCAGUAUAUUCAUUAUGCUUGUUCUUGUAAUAGCUGUAGAGUUUCUAUUUCCGCUUAUAAGUAUCCCUUCUCCUUUUCUUUCUCUCUUGCUAAUAUUCCCCCUCCUUUUCUUAGUCUUGCACAUCAUAGCAGAAGAUAA
Cryphonectria parasitica EP155 is the source of this 207-nucleotide messenger RNA. RefSeq lists its product as uncharacterized. The record is from RefSeq and is a predicted model, not a curated record. The transcript has a single exon. NCBI's taxonomy places the organism in Eukaryota, Fungi, Ascomycota, Sordariomycetes, Diaporthales, Cryphonectriaceae. The coding region runs from base 1 to 207 and encodes 68 amino acids.